AUGGCUGCAUUUGCAAGUGUCGUUAAACGCGUGAAAGGUACUGUAAUAAUUUUUUCGAUUUGUUAUUUCGUCGUUCUCUCGUCUCUUCAAGCAAGUGCAAGUCUUUUGGAUCCCAGUCUGAUAAGUAUGGAACUUCAAAGUUUUGCCAGAGACGCUCUUGGCGUGGAAGAAAUGCAGGUAAAAGUGAUGUGUUAAGUACUUGCUUAGAAAAGAUCACUAUAUAUUCCUUAGGAAACGUAUUCCCCUACUAAUGCCGUGGCACGAAACCCCGCCGGGGAAUGGGUUUAAGCGAAUAACUUAGAGCAGUGAAUACCUUGUCACACUGACUACUCCAAAGCGACUAAAAUAAUUAAUUUCAAAGAAGGCAGGUCCAAAAACCUAAAUGCAUAUUAAGUUAUAUACCGAAGUAAGGUUAUUCCAAAAAACAAAAUACAGAACUGAACACGUAAGGAUAUAAGCCAUCGGAAAAGAAAUGUGCAAAACAAAACGAAAGCGAACACGGCUACUGAGCUGACGUAUAAUGCCACAAAUUCCGCGCCAAAACCAUAAUAGUCCGAAAAUACCCCACGAACCGCCGCGCCCCUCUAAACCGUACCGUCAGAAUAUCAAUUUCUGACUAAUUCGUUCCCAUGCCUCUCAAUCGUCAGAAAUUACAUUUUGCGGCUGUGCAGAGUCUCGAGUAUUGCCGUAGCCCAAAACAAUGAAAAUUUUCAAGGGUGGAGAUAAAAACUGAAGUGAAUGUUUUGCCCCAAAUAUGUCCAGGGUCCCCCCUUACCUGCAAUUUCCUCAGGCGUAACAAAGAAAAUAAAGAGCUGAUGGCAUAAUGAGUUAAGCAAAAUUAGAUGAAAACUUAGGAUAGGGCUUCUUUUCACACAUAAGAACAGUGAUUUCGGCGCGAUUUCUGUAGCGAAACGAAGCUGCAGACGGCCGAUCUCGAAAGUGGAGCGUCACUUAUUGGAUAGGUUUUGUGACAUACUCUUGUGUAAUGAGCAUAGUAAUGCGGACCGUAGCGGAACAUAAUAAGUAGGAGUGAGGACUAGAAUCCACUGAGACGGAGGUAACAAAUAUCUAAGAUUUAGAAGUAGGAUUAAGUUCUCUAAACCCUCUCGGCUAACCGCUCCGGCACGAUGUUCGGUGUGUGCGAACGGCUUGCUCCAGUUCGGUGCCGUUUAAACUUUUCCGGAUAUCUUUUUGUGUCGACACGAAAAUCUAAUGUAUACGGUAUACGUGAGCUAGCGUAGCCUAAAUAUGCAUGGUAAUCUUAACACCUGGGUCCAUUUGUUUGAAGGACAAUUACUGCUUAACCCGGAUUAAAUUUAACACUGUUUUCUCUUUCUUGUGUUCAAAAUUAUUUUCUCGGAUAAUUUUCUCUGAUAUAUUUAGAGCUUUCAAUCAUCAACUUGCAAAAGAAUUAAAACUGAAAUGCUUUUUAAGCUUUCAAAUCUGAAUUUAAAUCUCGCAGUAACCCUGGGUUAUUUUAACCCAGUUUUGAACAGCUCAGUCCUGAGCUUUACAGUCUUUUGACUUGAUAAAAGAGGAUGGUUUUUUUAUCUCUAACCGAAACCUUUGCCGCGUGGAACAUGACAGAGUAACCUCACUAGAGGUAAAAAAUAUUUUCUUUUUGAUCUGAAGAUAAAGGCAAUAACACUAAAAUAAAUUUGGCAUCUGCGAAGUCUUACGUAAUGCAUCCGAGUUAGCAAUCGGAGUUCGAAGAGAACGAGAGCUUUACUUUCUUCCUUUGCCUUACUUGGAAUAUAUUUGUUUUAGAACAGGAGAGCUGUUACAUGUAAAACAUCCGGGAAGUAAGUUUUCAAAUAAAAUAAGACAUUUAAAACUAGAUACUGCUUCAUAUAAUGACAAGGAAAAAAUUUAAAUGCAGGUAUUUUAAGAUAAUUUUUUUCUGAAAACGCAAAAGAAAUCUUAAGCUCAGCCAGAGCCUUUAUUUUCGUUCUUAUUAGAUACAUUUGGAGAAACUUCAGUACCACACGCAGACCAUGACUGGAGAAGAUACUCUUCCAUCUCUAGCUGCCAAACUUGCAGACAAGCUCAAAACGAGGUUUGUAGUUGUAAGGCGACUGAAGAAAGCAGUUGAAGACUCGUACAAUCGAGCUGCGAAUACGAAGCCAGCCACGGAAUGCUGUAAGGCCGAGAAAUCUAAACUUCAAUACAACACGAGGUUCCGAUCUCUAGUGGACGUAAACAAUUUUUGUGCUCAGAUUUCUAGUACUGCUUCACCCAACCCUGUCCACUUAGAUGAAAGCGUUCUUUUGGAAAUGAAAGCUAUUUUUGAAACGUAUUCUUUCUUCACUUGGCAGUUCUUUGCUUCAGAGGAAGGCAUGUUGACUGUCUUUCCGGUUCACUUUAACGAAAAGGAUUGUUCUAAAUACGACCCUCGAUACAGACCGUUUUACGUGGAAACCGCCACUCCGGAAGCUAAAGACGUGGUGUUGGUGAUCGAUACAAGUGCAUCCAUGAUUGGAGAGAAACUUGUCAUCGCCAAAGAAGCUGCAAACACAGUGCUAGAAACCAUGAAUCCAAAAGAUCAUGUAAGUGAAUAACAACUAAAUAAGGAAAAGAAGACAUCAGUGCUACGUGCUUAUCAAUGGGUUGCAGAUGAGAGAGGAUAUAUAUUAGCUAGAAUAUAAUAGCCAAUCGACGUUUCGACUGAAUCUACGUGCCAAGCUUUUCCAGGCGAGUUCGUCUUGCUCUCGCUCCAACUUUCGCGCAAUGCCUCAAUCGCAGAAACGCUUGUUACGCACGCUAACAUUUCAAUGCAUCGUCCCCAAUAAUUUUGAUUUGAAAUUUUAACUGGCUUCGAAACUUUUUUCUUUUUCUUUUCUUUUCUUUUUUUAAUUUUAGGUUGGAAUUGUAUCCUUUAACACUAGGGUCGCAACCCCUGGAAUCUAUGGUGGGAAAAGGUUAUGUUACGGUGAACGGUUAGCAAGAGCAACUCCUGAAAAUGUCAAUAGUUUAAAAAGCUAUGUUGGAGGACUUGUUUCCCAUGGUAAGAGGCGUCUCGUAUAAUCUAUAUAUCUGACUGGAAUGGAAAAACAUGGCUAUAGAAAUCUCUCUCUCUCUCUCCCUCUCUCUCUGGUUUACUUUCGGGAUCUUGAAUAAAUCGACUGUGUGAGUCGAGACAAGUUCCAUGUGACGAUUUAGGGACUGGUCCAAAAAUAUAGGGGUGGGGCGGAGCAUUUGGAAAUGUGGUUGAUAUAAAACACAUGGCCCACCUCCUCCCUUCGGCACAAUAAUGGCUGACUCAUCCCUAAAGCAAGGUUGGAAAUUCCAUGACCCACUCCCUAGUUACAACAUGGAUGUUUGGUUUGCUCUUACUAAUCCAAUAAAACCUUGUUCUGUGCUUGACAAAAUUUGUUGAUACACUGCUACAGCCAAUUUCAAAAUCGCAGAAAUCAUAUCUUUCACUGAAAAGACAAAUGGUAAAACCGAACAUUUCUUGUUUCGAUGGACGUUAUGAGUCUUGAGACAAAUAUGCCGCAAAACGAGGGCAUAAUGAAAUUGUCUGUCACAAAGCAUAUGCAAAUUUGUACAAAGACAACCCAUUCCCACACAUUACUUCCCGGAAAUGCUUAGAUUAAUCCUCAAAGAAACUGCAAUGGGCACAAAGACAGCCGUUUUGAUUCCUUUGCUAACAUUAUCAUGUCAUAUAUUGAAACAACAACAACUCUAGGAAAAACUGUCUUUAGAACGAAAGUUUGGAAAUGCUACAUGCAUGAUCUCUUUUCCCUAUGGGACAUGAGUAGAUGAGACAUUGAAGCCUUGAACUUACUUCACCCAACUAUUAAAUUCACGGCCGAAACAUUUGACACUGAGACUGCGUUUUUAGACACGGUUGUAUACAAAGCCACAGGAGUCAAAGAAAAAUCUCAGUCCUUGAUGUAAAGGCACAUUUUAAACAAACAGAAACCUUGUUGCACACACAUUUCACCUCGUGUCACCCUCCAAGUGUUAAAAAAGGAUUUGUCAAAGGAGAAGCCUUGAGAAUCCUACGAAAAAACUCCUCAGAAACAACCUUUGAGGAAAAUAAUUCAAAUUAAAAAAAAGAAAAACACUUGAUGGACGGAGGCUACCCACAAACUUUGAUAGAAAACCUACCAUCAGAAAUAAAAUUCACAAAAGGGAGUCUAAACUCCUGAAACAAAACAAUAAGAAGGAAAAAGAAAUAUUGCCAUUCGUGACAUAAUACCAACCCUCAGUGUCUACUAUAAAGGAAGCUUGAAUGAAAAAAUGGAAUCUGAUACAAGACCAACCAUAACUUCAAUAAAUUUUUAAAGAACCACCAAUCAUUUCCUUACAAAAAAGGAGAAUCAUUAAAGGACAUGCUCGUUAGACCCAAAAAGAAAAGGUUUACAAAGGGCUUCACGCCCGUAUAGAUGUGCGACCUGUCACCCUUUGCAUUUUCUUGCAGAACAGGUUUGUGAGUAUUUUAGCAAUAAUUCUAGCUGGCUGUGUUUUAUAUAACAAGUGUAGUCAACUGUCUCGUCAGUAGUUAGUGCCUAUCUAUGUAAUAAAAUAGGGUAACCCACCCCCCAAAGGGUAGCUGAAAAUUGCACGACCCACCCCUUGCACAAGGCUCAAAACCUCAUGACCCACCCUCUCUCUGCUCCGGCCCACCACCCCUAUACUUUUUGACAAGUCCCUUAUAAGGAGAAAGCGAGAGUUUAACGGAGUAAUUUGGCGACGUUUCGCCCGUGUUAAGUGUCGAAGUAUUAUGAGCGAUUUUCGGAAAUGUUGUGAUUGCUGCCAAAGUCAUUUAUUGUGUGAUUUACCGAAAGUGUUGACAGACUAAUCUCAGGUAUGUGUGGUGGAGCUCGUGUUACCAGGAUACUUUGUGGCAAGCAUAAAAAUGCUUCGCGAGUGUUUAGUUUAGGUGAGUUUAUCUUGGAAAGCCUAUUCUGUGCUCAAAGAUUGUGGAUUCUUAAUCUGUUUUUGGUCGACACUGAACUAUGGGCCUCACGGUUUGACUGACUAAAAAAUUACACGUUAAAAAUGUUGUUUAUUCCAUUGCAAAAUCCUGUUACUUCUGCGAGAGAACUGUACCGUCUAUUUCCAACAAUAAUGCUGGCAUUGUUUAGCCUCAGCUAGUGACUUUUAAUUGCUUUCCAUUCCAAUUAGAUGUCUAAUUGUUAAAAUGCACUUGAAAUUUCUUUAGCCACGUUUUAGCAAAUCCAGUCAGAUAUAUAUUUGUUUUGAUAGCUAGGUUUACAUUUUGCCUGUGACUGAGGCUUAACCGCUCACUACUUACAGUUUUGUUUUUGUUUUUGUUUUUUUUAAGUAAACGAAUCGACAACAAUUUUCCAUGGUAUACAUUUAUCGACCAUUUCAGACAUGACAUCGCAACGUUUAAAACUAAAGAGGAACCACGAUCUGUAGGCAGUUCUUGUAGCCUAAAAAAACAGUCAACAUUUCACCACUGGUUUCCUUGCUGAAAUGAUCUCUAAGGAAUAAAAUGAGAAAUUCCGCACUACUACAAUACAAUCCAGUUCUGGGUGGUGCUUCUAACUGGUCGUUCAGCGUGGCCAAUCAGAACAACCCCGAUCUGGGAAAUGACAAGUAAUCAGUAUGGAAUUUCUGCAGUCGCUCCUCAAACUUCAUUUCGCGGGAGAAACCAAUGCUGGCCUUUGAAAUGUCGGCUCUCUUCUCAGGCUUGACUCCAAUUCCGUUGAAGUUUCUCCGAAACUCGCGCGCAAGAGAAAAAGACAAACAAAUCGUUCCAUUAUCAUUCCAAUUAUUAAUUUAUUGUAUUAGAUUCGCCAAUUUUUUGGCAGGGUCUCCACAACUGCAUGACCCAAUUACUGCUGGCCCGUAACAGUCUCCUCCCCUAUGAGAGACCACCACAACGGGGACUACGUCUCCCGCUCUUUACAAACAGUGUGUGGGAUAUUUAACGUCCCACAGAAUUAAUCUAUAUAAGGGUUGUGAGACGGGGCCUACGAGUUAUCGUCCUUAUCCGAGAAGAAUUAAAAAAACGACCCUGAAUGUUUUUCCAGCCGGGGUUUGAACCAGCGGCCUUCCGCUCGGCAGACCAGGGCAUAUCUAUUACUGACCUAACCGUGCGGCUGUAAAAUGAUUCAUGAUCAUCGAAACAUUUUUUUUUUGUCUUUAGGUGAAACGCAAUACCGGUUGGCUUUUGAAAAGGCUUUUAAUCUUCUGAAGCGCACCACAUCUGAAGACGCAGGCAAACCAAAACGGAAAGUUAUCUUAUUUCUUACAGACGGAGCACCCUCCGAUGAUAAAAAAGCAAUUUUCCAGACCAUAAGAGACAGGAAUCUGGAGCUUAACAACUCGGUUGUCAUUUUGACAUUUGGUUUCGGUGGUGUAGAUCAGGAAACAAUUAACAUUCUUCAAGAUAUUGCCCUGCAAAACACAGCCAAGUAUGGAGUCUUCUCCAACGCUUCAUUUGGAGACAUAACGGUAAAACUUUCAAGUGUUCUGAUAUACGAAUUCUGCCCUUUUUAUGUGUGAAAUAAAAACAAUAACUUUGAAAUACCAACUUGAACUCAGCAUCUCCACAUUUCAAAAGCUUCAUGAAAAUUUCUAUCCCUACGCAAAGCUCGACAAAACGACGUUUGCUUUCUUUGAAGACAGUCUCUCUAGGACCAGAUUAAACAGGGUAGUUAUUGUUUCCUUUCUCUCUUAUAAUUAGAAGGGAAAAUACAUAGCUGUAGAAGACAUCAAAACCCUUAGAAGCAAAAUGGGCUUGUACUAUAACUUCUUUGCAGCCGGAAAGCAGCUUGAUCGACCAGUGGCUUCUGUCCCAUAUGUUGAUGCUUUUGGACUAGGUUUGUGUUUUUCUGUUUACUGCGCUUAGGAAACUAUUCGUUUGAAAGACGCCCUUAGAUGUUCCAUUAAGCUCCACGCAGAGUUCAAAGAAGGCAUGAGUAUGAAAAAUUGGGAGAAAAACUUACCUUAGGAAAAAGGGAGAGGCAAGGUUCAUGAGAUUUGGCGCUCCAGAAACAAAAAUAGCGAGAAAUACAAAACAGAAAAUUAUGUAGCCUGCGAGAACGCCUUGUCCAUACGUGGAGAAAGCGACAGAAAUUAUUUAAUGACUUCAAAGCAAAAAAAAAGAACCACGAAGUUUUCAAAGGUGUUGAAGAAUACACAAAUCUGCAGCAAGAAACAUAGGGCUUAAAGACAAGCUUUGAAACUCGUUUGGUCCCUGUGCGUCCACAGCCUUCACAUCUCAGUCUUAUUUUAUUUGGAGUACACUGACAGAGUCCUAGUGUACAAAACCUUAACUUCUUAUUAACACUUUUUUCCUAAUUUUAGGACUUGUAAUAUCAAUAACCCUUCCUUGUUAUCAUAAAGGAAUGUUUAUUGGUGUCGUAGGCACUGACAUUAGCAUGGAGGAUUUGGUAUCUGACAUCAAUUUAUUAAACGAAGGACAGAGUGCAUACGCUUUUAUGACCAGUAAAUCAGGGAGAACUAUUGUUCACCCUCUCCUCCCAGCUCCAACCGACGCGUAUGGAGACCCAGUGUAUUUGGAUAUUCGUGCAUUAGAGCCAGAAGCAGAGUUCAACGAUGUUUUUACCUCAAUGACAAAGUAUGUAGGUGUAUUAACUUGUAACAAUUUUUUACCUCUGCGCUGUGUUGUUGUACUGCUGGUGGCUGAGCCUACAAUGUAGGUACAUUAGGAUUGUUAAAGAAUGAUAGAUUUAGAAGCAUAUCUAGCCACUUCAGGACGCAUAACAUUUAAAGUUUUCCCACAGAAAACUGAUACCCCUGGACUCCCUUAACAUGCUUUCUCUCAUAGAUUCAAAUUAACGCCACCACUCUCAAUCCUUCUCUGAAUCCGGGGUUAUUCUGACACAAAUGAAAGAAAUUUUCACUGCAUUAGGUAUUUUAGAGGUUUCCACUAGUUAUAUUACAGCUUUACACUUUUCUCUUAGUGGCAGGUCUGGUUCAAAAACCUUUCUUUCCAAACGAUUUUUACCACGAGGGGGGGACGUCAAGGAAGGAGUGGAAGCCAGAGAAGUAAAUUCAACGUACUCUUGGACUCAGGUAGAUGGUACCGAAUUUACACUUGGUGUAGUUGUACCAGUAGCCUACGCGAAGGAGAAACUUAAGGCUGUCACAAUUCCAGAAGGUUAGUCAGCUGGAGAGUAUUGCUGUGUAAUUUUCCUAAUAAUCAAACCUCCUUAUCAUGGACAUAUACCAGAAAUCAGAGGUGCCUUAAUGAUUAUGGAGGUGAAUCGACCUUGCUGUCUUUGCAAUCAAGAAAAAUCUCAGUAAUAGAGAGGUCUGUCCCUAUGGAGAGGUUUGGCUGAAUCAGUGAAAGCGCUUUUUCGUAUAGUCAAUAAGCUGAGACUAUCCAAUUUAAUCCCGGAUAUGCUUCGAAUUUAGUAAUGUUUGGACAAUUAAACGCUAACAUUGCUUCACAACUGCCAACGUAGUCCAGCCCCGCAAUGAAACAGCUAAUGAAAGUUGUAGCAUGUGAGCUUUCACUACCCUUAAGAGCCCACAGCAGCAAUUGUUAAGACUAAAAUCACCUGCCAUUUGUUAUCAUUAAAUCCCAAAGGUUACAAGUUUCAGUAUCACCGGAUCGAUCUCCAGUCCUUUGAAAAGCCGUGCAGUCAUUUCGGAGUAAACGCAACAAAAGGUACUAUUUUCAAGUCAUAACAUACGCUAAAAACUUUCAAAUUCCUGCUUUUAAUAAAAAUUGUAUCAUGAAAGUGAAGAAAAAAAGAAAAGACUGUGUUGAUCGAUUGUAAAAAAAAGGAAAUAAUUUGAUCCCACACUGGUCUGGUGUUUCAAAGAGCCAAAAAUUCGAGGACUUUCCAAGGAUUUUUAGGGCCAAGAAAACACGACCAUUACCUUUUCGGAAAGAAAGGGGUACCUUAAAAGUUUUUAAGGGGCAAAGAGUUUUUCAGGCAUCAGUAUAACACUGGAAGAAUAUUUGUAUUAAGCUUCCUGGAGUAAUAUCCUUGCUGAAGACUCACGGAAACUUAACAGUGAAUCAUCCGCUACUCACCUACAAACACCCUUUCAGAAAGUCUUAGGGCUUUAUAAUUUCCGCAUAUCCUUUACACUGACUAAAGAAUGAUAAUUCCACCUAACUAUAUAUAGGUAAAUGAAUUCUGUGUUUUUUACUAAUAGGUACCACGGCUGUAAAAUUUGCACCCGGAGCUUUCAAAGACAAUUACGAAUAUAUAGGUAAAAAAGAGAGUAGGGCAGAUUUGGAGUUGCUCAAUGCUUACAUGACUGACGAUACGGGGACGAUCAAAAGUCCUGGUCUAAAACCGGGAAUAAGGGACACAGUGACCGCUACCUGGAAAGUGGAAGACAUUUGGUUGCGUGAAAAGACUGAGCUGACACAAUAUUUGGUGUGGAGAUAUAUUGGAACAGCAGAUGGGGUUUUCAGGCAGAUGCCUGGUGCUGUAUUUCAGAAAAGUUACGAUCCCAGACAAAGACCCUGGUAAGUAGGAACUCUCCUCUUCAACCCCUUGAAUCGGGUUGUAAUAUCAAAUAGGCCGCGUGAUACUGUUUUAUCAUCCAAAUUUUCGAAAGGCUAUCACUCCGUCUUCAACCAGAAUAGACAACUUCACGGGGUCAAGAUCUCAAUAAGACUCAUCAUGUAGUCAGUGGUCUGCCUGCCUCCCGUAGAGGGAGGUAAUGUCGGAGUACUCCACCCUUGCGGUUCAGUUGUACUUUAUGAAGCUUGCUUUUUUCUUUUAUUUUUCAAGGUAGUUGGAAAAAUGUUGAUCUUGUUUAUAAUGGGCCAAUUUGUGUGACCGCAAGUGAACACUGGAGCUUACGUUGAUUCAGCUCAGGCCUAUUAAGUCGCCCCGAUCUAAACCAGGGCUGGUUUAGGGUAGACGACGCUGACGCUGGGUUUGCAGGUGUCCUUUUCAACCUUUUUAUCAUCCUCUUAACCUCGGGAAACACCGCAGCACCUUUGGAGGGUUUUUUCUGGGAUCCUGAGUUGGACCCGUGACUUAUAGCUUUUCUUGGCUGUGGCAUUUCGAAUCUCUGUAAGAACCCAUUCUGGUCCAUUCUGGGCAAUCAAAGAGCAAAAGUGCUUCUCUUUUUCGAAGAUGAUGGUUUGCCCUUUUAACGAUAUCCAGUUUUUGUGCCCAGGGUGGCGUGAGGAAAACUGAUUAGUAGUGCCUGAGUGCGUACAGUUCUGUAGGGAUCAGCUGUUGAUCGUUCGGGAUUCAUUACGAUUUCCAGUGGUUGUUUUUUUUUUUCCUGCUCGAUGGCGAAGCUGAAGCUGGCGUGCUUUUCAUUUAUUUGGUAGAAAAUCAUCUUUGUAUUUGUCUUGUUCACAACUCCUGUUCAUCUAUCCUUGCUCUAAGACUUCUCCAUGAAGAGUUCCACUAAUACUGGGUAGAGCGGGGAAACCCUGGCCAUUGACUCUAUUGCGCUGCUUGUAACUGUAACGUUGUGGCUUUGUACAGAAACAAAACGGUUCUUUUAAACAUAAACAAACAAUAUUUUAAUCCAAUUAAGUCACUUCACUUAAAACUCCUGUACAAGAUGGCGAGCACGUGUAAAACCUGGCAUUCUAUUGGAUAACAACUAUCACGUGGCGUUACAGUAAAGUAUAUCCACGACCAGCCAUAUCAACAAUACCAUUUUAUCAGGGGUCAUUGGUGAGCGUUCUGACUAAAUGGGAGUCAUUCUCUGUCUAAGUGAUCAAAAAGGUAAUGUUUUUGCUUGGGAGUCGCUGGUAAACUGGGUGGCGAUGUCAUAUGACGUCUAGAUAUUGCCAUUAUCGAAUGUGCUCUUUCUAUUCGUGUCCACGAGGUUCAGCGUUGGAGGUGUUUAUUUUUCCUCACCUUAAUUGCCCCACCCAAAGGUUCAGUAACGGUGGUGAGUGAUCCUAGGGAGAGCUGAUAGAUCUCUAUUUAAAUCGUCUCCCCAGAGACGACGGCAAGCAUCUUCAUAGUUUUAGGAGUUCUGUAGAGCCGCAGGUGGCGUCUGAAGUAGGGAAUCGCUUUAUUCUUGGCAGGUAUCUCUGGAUUAUGUUGCCCUUCAUUUCACAUGGCUUUCAGUCUGUGCUGUUCAGUCUGAACAGAUUGUUCGGAAUUGUAGGAGCGCAAGUGUUCUUAUGCGAAGUUGGCAGUUUCUGGCGUGCUGACACACGCACUCAUGCUUGUCCAAAACAACAAAGGCUUUCAAUUUGUCAGAAGAAAGAAUGAAAUGUCCUUAAUUGGGCGCUUGGACAUUUCUGUCAUCUUUACUAAAACUGUCUUUAGGGUGCUAAGAAUUGGAAAAUCAACGACCUGGUCUCAAAGAUAUCGCAUCCUAACUGCUCUAUGUUUUGACGCACGGCUUUUAUGGCACUGACGAUCGACAAUCUGUCGGGAUAAGUUUAAACCUUUUGAAAGGACUUUUAUAUCACUGUUACUGUGUUUUUAUAAUAGUGCCCUCAUGCAGCGAAAAAAAGAAAAAGAAAAAAGCAUCUCACAUGAAGUUAAGGACGAAAGCGAGAACCAGCAACAAAUUCAACAACCUUUGAGAUUCGAAGCCAGCCUAUUUUGAUAAGAGGCAUGUGCUGUCAGUUAUACAUGUACGUCACCUUACUAUUUUAUGGGUGCUGAUGACUAAGAAAAAAUAUUUUAUGUGUACAUGCCGUCUAUCCUUGGCCUAAUUGUUAUUUUCUUUAGUUUUUGGAUGUGGUAAUGGUAAAAAUUAAAUUUACACCAAGAUUAAAAUUUUUGUUAUUCAUGGUUUGGUUCACUUAGGUAUUAUUCAGCUUUGGGUAACACUGGCCUUCUCACUCUCACGACCCCAUAUUUGGACGCUGGCCAACCUAAUGGCAGAGGCGCUGGAGUGAUUAUAACUGUCGCCCGCUCCCUAUACCGAGGGGAGUCAAGUCACCAUCAUCACACAAAUGACGAGGUUCUUGGAGUUAUGGGAGCUGAUUUCUCACUGGCUUAUUUCUACAGGUUAGUCCAAGCUUGCACAAGCUCAUUGCAUUUAGGUAAUGUCCAUUUUUGUCGUGCUGUUGGGCCAAAAACGGAAAUAAUUAAAUAAUUUAAUACAUUUUUUUUUUAUUUUAAAACUUUAAAUCUAAAACACACCCCCCUUAUUAAAGAAAAAAGUAGUCUCGAAAACAGCUGGACACGGACACAACAAAAUAACAAAUUAGGCUUCCUAUUAUUAGGUGGUUAUUAGAUAACUAUCAAUUUUUAUGACAUCUUCAUGCAGUUUAAUGGUUUAGUUAAUUGUUAUUUGCCUCAGAAUUUUGGAUGUUUGUGGUUUUCCGAAGCUACUGACUAAACAUUUGAUUUUUUAGAUUGCUCACUAAAGUGUAUCCAAAGUGUAGAGAACGAAAAUUCUAUUCUUGCUUCGUUAUGGACAGCGCUGGAUUCCUUAUCAUGCACGAGGACUUCCUUGCACAUUCCGAAAUUAUUGCCCAAGACUUGGAAUAUGUUCACAUUACUAAUAAAGAAAAGAAUAUCGCGGAACAUCUCAUUACAACUGGCUACUUGAAAAAACGGGAAUGCCGCAAUCUUAAAGAAAUCCAGAAGCAGAGUUUUUAUGAAGUUGACUUGCCAUAUGGAGGAGUUGACGUUCUGAAGAGUGGAGACAGCUGCAGUAAAUACCAACUCAACAAGAUUGUUGGAACUAAUGCUUACCUAGGUUUGUAAGUGAUUUUGUAGUCUGUGUGUGACAGUGCUUGCAUUCUGACGGUGGCUAGAAUAUCUCGGUCUAGCUUUUAAACCAGCUGCAGUCAGAAAUAAAAGCAAGUCCCAAGGGGAUAAGUAGACUUUCUUAAAAGUCCUUUAAUUUUUUUCCUGGUCGACCUCGCGACCUCGUCGCACGCUCGGUCGCUGCACGACCUUGUUGAAGCUCGCUUCGCUCGCUAAAAACCUUAUGAGAGGUCGACUUGUGGCAAGUCCAGGGAUAAAUUUCACGCCACACGUAAUCUGACAUUUAGACGUAGCUGCCAUUUGGCUGUUUACAAACUAAAGAUGGAAGGUAAAAUAAAGUAUUUCCAUUCUAAGACUUUCUUAGGCUUAACAGACACUGUUAAGUCUAAAAUUAACAUUUAGGAACGAAAAAUAGUGAAUGAUCAUGACACAGAAUGCUACAGUGAAAAAAAUCAAAACGAAAUAUAUGAAAUGAUCAUUAUAGCCCAGUUUUUCCAUGAGGGUAGAUAAACGCAUUCGGUACAAACAACUACUUUCGCAGUAUUCAACAUUUUUUUCCUGUUCGACCUCGCGACUUCGUCGCACGCUCGGUCGCUGCACGACCUUGUUGAAGCUCGCUUCGCUCGCUAAAAACCUUAUGAGAGGUCGACUUGUGGCAAGUCCAGGGGAUAAGGUACUACACGUUUUUCAGAGCUAAUUACCAGAUAUACUUGAAUGGGCCUUUUGCAAUAGUUAGUCACGUGAUAAAUUUUCCGUAAAUCAUGAAAACAGUUCGCUUUUGGAAAAUUUGGUUAGUAGGAUAUUAAAAUUAAAUAACCUGUGAAUUUUCAGUCGCAUAUCUCAAAAGGAAGAUUUGUAUGAGAAAAAUAACUAUUGCCACCCGGUAACGCGUGAAUGGUGUUCUAUACAAAUCCUUGUAAAUUUUGACAUUUUUAAACUGUCGUUAAAUCUUUCCCUUACGCAUUUAAGGGCUCAAAUUGCCUUGAAUGAAUAAAAAAGAGAUUUGAGCCCCAUAAUGCUUAAGGAAAUAUUUUACGACAGUUUGAAAUUUUCCAAAUUUACAAGGGUUUGAAUGGAAAACCACUUAAACUUGACGGGGUGGCAAGGGUUGAUUUUCCCAUACAAAUCCUUCUAAUUAUCGGCGGCCGUUACGAUCUCUACUUUUGAGAUAUACGGCAGUAAAUACCUUACCUUAUUUUAAUAUGCUUUUUCAGUUCCUGCUAACAAAACUUUUUGAAAGCGAACUGUUUUUGUGUUUACAAAAAGUUGAUCACGUGAUCAAGUAAUGCAAAAGGCCUAUUGCUCCGGGGUCCGUAAGUUUACCUUGAAUUGAUUUCUUGUGCAACAAUAUGUACUUGAAAGGCCGCAGUGGCAAUCAAGAGAGUCUUGGUUUUGAUGAGUAGGUUGAGUAUGAUCAUCUGGGUGAGGGACGGCCUAUUUUUGGUACCAACACACCCCUCUCGUUUGCUAUAUACACACACUGGGUCAAAAGUUGGCUUUGAGGGCAAUCACUCCCGCAACCGGGAUUUUUGUAGUUUUCCAUUACUGCGAUGUAGAACUAGUCAGAUGCCAGGACAACUACAAUUUUUUUAGACAUUGCCCUUAAGUAGGCAGCAAGAGUCUAUUGUAGUUUCCCAUCUUAACAUGACUACGUAAAGCGACAGAGGUAGCGAGGGAAAAAGUGAUCAAAUCAAAUUGUACUGUCCUAAGUACCAAUUGAUUGGAAAGUGUUACCCACUUAACUGUACAGACUUAUUUUUCUGCAGGAGUCGCUUUGCGGGAUUCAAUUUGUGCUGCUGAAUCAUGUACCUGUUCUUCAGAUAACGAGUGUUUCCGUCCGUCCACAAAGUGUGAAUGUCCCUGUACCUCUCCGCUCGAAUUUGAAUAUUGCCAAAGUCAGUUCCCAAACAGCAGGUGAGUUUUGACUCCCGAGCAGGCCACUAAUGCAUUACUACAUAUUUUAAGUUCAAAUGUAACAAACAAUUAUACACAACAACAUACAUACAUUGCAUGCAAAAUGGACUCAACCGUAUUAUUUUGUAAAAGUUACGACUAAUUUUACUAACAGUACGAACACUUUAACAGCGGCCACUUAAGGAUGGUGCCCACUAUUGUUACUGCGCACAUUUUUUGCGCAUGUCAAGGUAGUCGCGCGCGACCCGAAAGAAAUGCGCAACACGCAGGACACGCGGACUGGUUUUGUUAUUUCUUAUGGAAAAAAAUGCGUCGUUUUUCAACAGAUGAAAAAUAAUUUCUACUUACAGUGCCACUUCUUUGAAAACCGAAGAAGUAUGCGCAUGUUGCUAUUUCUGCCGUAUGAUCGAUCUGACCGAACAUUUUGUAGUCAAACAAAGUUAAUUCUAAAACAUCAAAAGUUAUUGCUUCAAGAUGUUACGCUUAGAGCUUGGGUAUAAAUAAAUCCCUUAAUAGGCAAAGAUCAGUAAAUCAGAAGGAAAAUAGCUCUAAGUCCUCCGCUUAAUCGAGAAACUGCAAGCUUACCUAUCACUCGCGUCCUUCGCGUUUUAUCGGCUAAUCGGCCAUAAACACUUUCCCGAAUAUUUCUUUAAUUUUGUAAGAUUUUAUGUAAUUAUUCACCGGAAGAUAGAUUUAAAGUUUUCGAGUACACACAGAUUUCCCUUUUAUUGAGGGUCCGAGGCUUUUAUUUGAUGAACAAACAAGAAAAAAAAAAAAACUAUCACAAGAUUGCUUGUAUUGAUGAGAUCGCAGCUUCACAAAUAGUUGCCGACCGCAAAGGAAACGCUUUCAUCGUGGAAAAAAUCGUAAAAAAUUGUUAUCCUUUUUGCUAUUAUCAUUGUUAUUUAUGCAUUUUGGCAUUACUAAGGAUUGAAAUUAUUGACUCAUUGGGCAGUUUGUCGUGUAGAUAGUAUUUCUUAAGGUUAAAUUUAACGCCACACGUAAUCUGACAUUUAGACAUUUGGCUGUUUACAAACUAAAGGUGGAAGGUAAAGUAUAGUAUUUCCAUUCUAAGACUUUCUUAGGCUUAACAGACACUGUCAAGUCUAAAAUUAACAUUUAGGAACGAAAAAUAGUGAAUGAUCAUGACACAGAAUGCUACAGUGAAAAAAAUCAAAACGAAAUUUAUGAAAUGAUCAUUAUAGCCCAGUUAUUCCAUGAGGGUAGUUAAACGCAUUCGGUACAAACAACUACUUUCGCAGUAUUCAGCUUUUUUAAAACAGAACUCAUGUAUGGAACUUGAGUCUCUCCCAGUUUUCUUUUUGGAUUUCAACAGCACCUGAUAUGAUAUACUUGUCUCACAUAGUCUUUAUCCGGGAAAAAAUACUUCCCAUUAGUGGGCUCCGUCCUUAAAAAAAACUUUGUGAAGCAUAGAUUUGUUUAUACGUUGUUUGUUUGUUUGUUGCCAUCUUAUUGCCUUUCAGUCUUCUGAUCUGCCCAGCUCUAGCUCCUAAGUCACAACAAACAAGCAAUCCCAGCCUACCCCACUCUGGAAAGAAGUGUCAUGACCCUAAACUAUCGUUAGACAAGUGCUUUGAUCCUCGCUGCAGUGAGAGAAACAGCUCUCAGACUUGCGAGGGAAUUGUCAGCUGUUACUGGUGUGUGUACAAUAAAGAUAACGUCCCCUUAAAGAAGCCGUAUUGUGCAAGUGCCGAUGUCUGCUUCAGAGGAAAAGAAGGUUAGAGGAUACUUAGCCUUUUCCGAUGCUUUGAACACUUAAAGAAUAACCAAAUAACUAUGUGAAUGAAAUCUUAGAAAAAAUAGGAAUCACCUUCGCACCAAAUGUCUGCAUGCUUAUCUGUUUUACCUGAUUCCUUGAAAAACAACAACAGACGGCUCAAUGCAGUUAAAGAAUUCAAUACUUUUAUCCGUAAUAUUAAUGUCUUGGAUGAUGGAGGCAAGCCAUGCUGGAGACUAAUGAGCAAUUAUGAAUCAAUCAGAAAAGCAAUAUGCCCUUCAUUUUGCCCGCUCGCAGGUGCAGGCAUAAAAUUGAAAAUAAGAAUAAUAAUCACCACGACCACCUCCUAUUUUUCCGUCUUUUGAAGAUAUGAUCUUAAUUGACCUUAUUAACUUUCUCCUAUUUUACAACAGCCCAAGUCCUGCCACCCUGUGUCGUCCCUACCAAGUCAAGAAAGGAAAAUUCAGUUCCAAGCGGGGAUUGGUUUGGCAAGAAUCAUGCUAGUGCGUUGGCCGGGAUAACUGUUGUUGGUGUUGUCAUCAUAGUAGGACUUUUUUGUUUGGUAAGCACUUACAGUCGCUUCCAGUCUUUGUAUUGAUUCACAUCUUAAUUCGGGGAAUCUCAAAGAUGGUUCCCCUGGUCGAAAAAUAUUUCACUCAGAACCGCUCACUGAUAUUUCAUCUGCGGAGGAAAUUGGUUAAUAAAUAAAACGUGAACAGGGGUGAUAAACAUUGUGAGUUUUCGCAUUUUUAUAAACUGGAAGUUUCUUAUGCUAUUCAACAUACAUCUUCAAAAGUGAUCUUAAAUGACCGUUUAAAGAAAAUGACGAGACUAUAUAUUAAAAAAAUUACAAAUUGGUUCAUAUUGUGCACAUUUUUCAGAAGGGUCAAGAUUUUGAAUAGACGCAUGCGUACUUAUUUGUCACUUGUGUGCCCAUGAACAAAACACCGUGCAUAACAACUUAUCUUUUCUUGUACCUUACCUUGUAUCACGAACUGUAUAGCAUCUUGUGAAAAUGAAUCGUUUUAGCCCGAAAAUAUGCAAGAUAACCUGCUCAAGGACCAUAGCAACCUUACUGAAUAGGUCUUCUCUGCAGUUACUCCUGCUGCCACAAUCAAUAAUUUCCCAGACAUUUAAAUAGCUGAAUCGCCCUUUACAUAAAUCACAUGGUACAUGGCACUCUCACCUCCGUUUAUUCGUUUCUUCGAUAAUUUCAGUUUAUUCUUUCAUUCUUUUAUGCUCUAAAGGCGAUAUGGCAAAGAAGACGCAGAUUAAGGAAAAGUUCCUCUAACCCCAAGGCAAAUAGCUUGUCCACAGAGAAUAUAAUUGAUUGUCAAAAUGAAGACCUCCAUAAGCGUCCUCGCGCACCAACUCCUAUUUUGCCACUGGAAUAUGAAGAUCCCAAUGUUCUAGAAAUGUCUCAAGAAGGUUCUGUAGUUCUAUCAUGUGAUAACGAAGCAAUGAUUUCCAUGCCGGAGGGACGUUCACCCCAUCUUUGUGAGAGUAGGUCAGAAACUGACCCAAGUGAAAGUUCAGCAUCUCCGGCUCAGUUGCAUCCAGAACGAAAUAUUACUGUGAGUAAACAUGCAAGAGCCACAUCACAAGAAGUUUCAAAAGAUAUAGAGCCAGAAACUCUGUCAUUAACUGACAAAGAAUCGUUUGAACUUCCUGGAAACCAAGGGCAGCCUGUUUUGAUAACUUCUUUUGAUUACGUAGAACCAAAGUACGGUAAUAUACCUCCUCCUGUUCCAGAACAAUGGAACGCUUCUAGUGCAUAUAUGUCACCAUUGACAUUACAGUCCUUUAGCAGAUCAGUACCAGAAAGGAAUAGUACUCCUGGAAACACUACUGAUGAACAUGGCUACUUGGUAUGCUUCCUCUAA
Molecule: messenger RNA, 18152 nt
Organism: Porites lobata
Lineage: Eukaryota; Metazoa; Cnidaria; Anthozoa; Scleractinia; Poritidae
Source: the annotation of a GenBank genome assembly